AUGUCAGAUUAUCUUUCUACUGAACUUGUAGCAACUUGUGCUGCACUUGGUUAUUAUGAUGGGACCAAGUAUCAUUUAGAUAAACAUUGUUUAGAUGUUAUAAAAGAUUUAAUUAAGUAUUUAAGAAGAGAUGAUGAUAAUCAUGUUGUGCGCCAAUUUCUUGGUCAAACAAAGAUACUUCAAACUGAUCUGAUUAAAAUUUUUAUUGAACAUUCUGAUAAAAUUGAACUUUGGGAUGUACUAUUAAGGUUGAUUAUAAAUCUGACCAGUCCUGUUUUGUUAUUUUACAAUGAACAAAUACCUACUGAAAAAAUGCAACGUAGUGUAUAUCAAAAACUUAUUUAUUAUACACAAACAUAUAAGGCAGCAUUAACUGAUGAUCAGAUAUGGGCAACUCUAAACAAUCGUUUAAGUAACAUUCUCGAAAUAAAUAGUUUAGAAAGAGGAGACGACAAUGAAACAAUGAUUGAAAGAAUUCUUAUAUUUAUUAGAAAUGUGUUACAAAUUCUUCCUGAGGAAAAUGAAAAUCGUCUUGAUAAUGAUGUUACUGUUCAUGAUGAGGUUUUGUUUGCCCUUAACGCUUCGGGGCUUGUUGAUUUGUUACUGUUUAUCACUAAUAACAGUAGUGAACAACAGUUUCACUUACAAGUUUUAGAGAUUGUGUCGUUAAUGUUGCGUGACCAAAAUGCAAGUCAAUUAGCAACGUCCGGUUUACAACGUAGUACCACUGAAAAAGAAAGAGACGAAGCGGAGCUCUUAGCCGCUCGACAGAAAGAGAAGCUAGUGAAAAUGGACAGAAUAAGAAAAUAUGCUGUAGCUAGACAUUCCCAUUUCGUCGGUACUUACGUCGUCCAGAAUAUGAAAGCCAUUGGUGAAAAUCAGCUGUUAUGUCACAAACCUUACCAGAAGAUCGAGGCAUUGAACUUCGGCAAACAGAAGAACGUAUUGACGAAGCCAAAAAACAGACGUCCUAUGUCUGAUCCGAGAAGCGAACGUACUUCCAUUCUCAGUGUGAGACUGUUCUUGAAAGAAUUUUGCGUGGAAUUCUUGAACGCUGCUUAUAACCCGGUAAUGCGAUAUGCAAGAACAUGUAUAGUAGGGAACCAGAGCGAUUAUUCGGAAACAACAUGCUAUCUUUGGGCUUUGCGUUUCUUCAUGGAGUUCAAUCGCCAUUACAAGUUUGCAGUGAAAUAUGUGAGUGAAACAAUAUCAACGGAAAUAUUCCAUUUGGUACAAAGGCAAAUGGAACAAUUCUACGAGAUGAUAGUUGUCGAUAAGAAAAAAAUACCAAUUUGGUCUCGUAGAUUACAUUUGGCAUUAAAGGCGUAUCAGGAACUUCUACACACCUUAAUGGCAAUGGAUCAAAGCUCAGAUUGUGGUAUUAGAGAAUCCAGCAAAGUCAUCAAGAGUAACGUAUUUUAUGUUCCGGAAUAUCGGGAAACGAUUCUUUCUCAGCUUCUGUGCUUCGACGAGCUUAAAAUGUCACGGCAAUACCUGGUUGAUCUGAUUACGACAGUACACAUCUUUUUGAAGAUCUUGGGGAAUUAUUGUGGAAAAAAUAAUCGUAAUAUAGUAGUUCAAAACGUCAAACACCAACGGCAUAAGAGUGCAGGAAAGAAAAAAACUGUGCGGAAUGAGCAACCUGCAUUUCGAAGCAUGGAGGAACGUUGGGAUGAGAUUGGCCCUCAGUUGUCCAGCGUGAUGCAGGAAGGGACAAUACCGGAAGUUGUGCCGUUUGACGCAACAUUGGACGUUCCAAUAGACGAUCAAAAAAUUGAAGCCAUGAAGAAGGUUCAGAAGCUACUGCGGACGAAAUUCCUGGAACAAGCUAUUGGUCUUAUUCGCGCGGCAAGAGAAGUCUGGCCUGAAAACGAUUCUUUCGGAGGAGGGAACAUUACACCCGAGGAGGAAUUUCUGGCACUACGAGAAAUUUUCUUUGCAGAUUUGGGCGAAUUGAAUAUGAAUUUUGUUACAACUGUGCUGGGCGUCCAGAAAGAAAAAGAAUUGAGUGAGAUCCGAUGGACACUGCCGUCAGGCGGUUUGCAAAUAACGACUCCUCUGUUUGAGGCGCGUACGCGUGAGGAUGGUGAGGACGGUUUGCCUCACGCACCAAGUCGGCUUGACUUCCCAGGCACGUACCGUUUCGCGCCAAACGGACUCUAUGUAUUAUAA
Dufourea novaeangliae is the source of this 2172-nucleotide messenger RNA. RefSeq names its product protein timeless homolog (gene timeout). Gene Ontology annotation, cellular component: replication fork protection complex. NCBI's taxonomy places the organism in Eukaryota, Metazoa, Arthropoda, Insecta, Hymenoptera, Halictidae. Gene Ontology annotation, molecular function: DNA binding. The coding region runs from base 1 to 2172 and encodes 723 amino acids. Gene Ontology annotation, biological process: DNA repair; replication fork arrest; DNA replication checkpoint signaling. The transcript is spliced from 15 exons. The record is from RefSeq and is a predicted model, not a curated record.